GGACCGUAUAGAUAUAGCUCGAAUUGACAGACGGAAAUAAAAACACUCUCAAAACGUUACAAAACCUCUUCACUUUCUUUUUGCUACCCUUUAAUUAAUGGCGUCUGACGAGAGCAUGGUGAUGAACUCUUCUUCAGUUCUAGACGAAGAGUACGACGAUACAGAAGAUGGGUUUCAUUACCAGACCAGACAAAGUAGUUUGUCUAGGUUAUCUAUCUGCACGAGCUCCUUCCACGACGACGACGAUGAAGAUAACUUCACAAGUCAACCUUCUGAACUGGGUACCUUCAUGUCUGAGCUGUCUCUGGAGAGCUUCGACGACGUAGGAGCCGAGGCUGACGGAGAAAUCUCCGACGGUGAAGAUUCAGAUUCCGAUAAGGAAUCUUCAGGGUUCUACUCUCUCCCGACGAUCAUGUCUCGCCGGAGAAGAAAAGUCAACGAGGUGACGAACGUCGAUGGCAGUACUGUAGUUAAGCAGAGAAGCUACGGUCACGGUUUUAACGGUGUGGAGGGAGACGGAGACGGAAAACGUUACGGAGGAGAGUUGACGCUGUUAACUAAUGUUAAAGGAGGAAAGAAGUCGAUGAAGAUGGGUUUUGAGGAAGUGAAGGCUUCUAGAGAUCUCGGGUUCGACGUGGAAGUUUCGGGUCGGGUUUCAGUAUCCAACGGGUCAAACCGGGAGACUCAGACAACUAGUGGAAGCAACUCUCCGAUUGCCAACUGGCGUAUCUCGAGCCCUGGAGAUGAUCCGAAGGAGGUUAAGGCGAGACUGAAGAUGUGGGCACAAGCAGUUGCUUUAGCUUCUGCAUCACGUUAAAGCUUUCUUAUGUUAGGAUUGUUCGUUCGAAUAUUUAGGUUUUUAUUAGUUUUAUGAGUUACUAUAAGUUUUUUUCUUGAAUCUGUAAGUUUGUAAAUACCAAAGGUAUAACUAUUUUUUUUUGUUCAAUGUUGAAAAAAAAAGCUUUAAAUUCAUGCCACCUAA
This is a messenger RNA of Brassica oleracea var. oleracea, 982 nucleotides long. RefSeq lists its product as uncharacterized. The coding region runs from base 98 to 817 and encodes 239 amino acids. The record is from RefSeq and is a predicted model, not a curated record. The transcript has a single exon. NCBI's taxonomy places the organism in Eukaryota, Viridiplantae, Streptophyta, Magnoliopsida, Brassicales, Brassicaceae.